AUGAGAAGCAAUCAACAAGCAUCACCGACGAAGUCUCACAAUGGGGAGCUAGCUGCAGGGCCUGCUGCCGUCGAGCCGGAAGCAAAAGGUCAACAAGACUUACAACAUGCCGUGGAUUUAUACCAGAAAGGCAUGGAGAUCGCACAUGGAGCGACGACCUUUGAAGAUCACUGCCGCGCGAUUGAAAGCUUCAGCUUGGCCAUUGCCAUCCGUCCAACUCAAGCUCGCUUCUUCCUCGCGCGUGGUAAUGCGUUUCGUGCUAUUGGAGAACUUGAACGUGCUGCGAAGGACUACGGGUCUGCUAUCCAACUUGACGACCGUAGUGCGCUCUACUACGCCAACCGAGGAGCUUGCUAUCGUAAGCUCAACCAUACGGCCAAAGCUCUCGAAGACCUCACCAGCGCGAUCGAACUGGACGGACGAAAGGCUCCCCACUACUUCAACCGUGCUCUUGUACUCCAUGAUGCCGGAUUCUAUCGCGAGGCUAUCAUUGAUUUCUCGAAAGCGUUGGAAGAUGGAUCUACGGCGGCAAAUGCUGCUCCUAAUAGCAUAGGAGCCCCUGGCGGUGGAAUCGGCCUUCGGAUUGAGUAUCGCGCCUUACAGAGUCGUGCCAACUGCUACCGGCGACUUGGCCUCUUGUCGAAAUGUAUUGAAGACUUGCAGGCUGCUAUCAAACUGGAUCCUCGCAAUGCGUCUGCUUUCAGUGCUCUAGCACUCGCCCAUUUUGAAUGUGGUGACUUCGAACGCGCCGCCGACGAGUUUACGCAAGCCAUUGAGCUUAACUCGGGCAAUGCCAGCUACUUCAGCUAUCGCGGACUGUGCUAUUACCGUCAAGGCCAAGAAGCUGCCGCAAAACAACGACAACAGCAGAAUGCUCCAUCAAACCUUACCAGUGGCAUGGGGAUUUUCGCGCGGCAGUGUUUGGCAGACUUCAACAGGUGCAUUCAGCUUGAUGGUCGCGAUCCGCAAGCGUAUUUUUACCGAGGCUCUGUGAGACUUGCACUGGCGUUAGAUCUGGAUCAAGCAUCUACGGCUACACCCACAAGUAACACAAUUACGACAGAGCCAAAGGCAAUCAGCACACCAAAUGUUGCUUGUAAGGGUGUAAGCGAAAGUGGCGAACCUACCUCCAAUGUGGUCGUCCUUCCGGUAUCGACUGUGAGCUUCAUGUCUGCCGCGGAACAACUGGAAGCCGCAUUUGCUGAUAUUGAAAUGGCCUGUACGUUAUGUCCCAGUGGUAUACCGUAUCAAAUAGGCAUGGCCAUGAUCAUGCAGCUGAAGCAGCAACACUCUGAAGCUCGAUCCAUGCUUGAAGCGAUCGCAUCGAGUUCUUCGGAAACCCGCAAGAGUGUCUUGGUCCAAUUUCACACAGCGCUUUGCUGUCAUGCUCUCGGUGACUAUGAGCGUGCAGUGGAAUUGCUAACCGAUGCUCUUGACGUACUCCCAGAUGAACCGAUCUUCCUCGAAGCUCGCGGGCUCAUAUUGCAAGAAAUGCGGGUGCAUCCUCUAGCACUUGCGGACUUCGCACGUGCGCUGGAACUUCUCGAAGGAUACGAAGACCGCAAAGCGAACAUGAAUCAACUUCUGGGGCUUCGAUAUCUGCGAGGAGAAAGCGCGCUAAGACUUGGACGCUAUCAGGAUGCCGUUGAUGACUGCAGCGCUGCUAUUGCUGGCGGGUAUACUGCCGACAUGGCAGCACACAAUGCUCGCGCCAUGGCAUAUCGAGGUCUCAGUGACUACGAUAGAGCUCUCCUGGAUCUCAACGUUUGCGUGGCACAAGCCCCGAAAAAUGACAUCUUCCGCUUCCAUCGGGCGCUGUGUCUGAUGGAAUGUUCUCGUUACUCUGAAGCUCUGCCGGAUCUCCAUGAGACUGCAACUCGAAACUCCACGGACACAAAGCUGCUUUACUACAUGGGGCUGUGCUAUUAUCACGAACGCCAGCCCAGUGAAUGUGUAGUCUUCUUGAAGCGCGCUCUAGUAUGUAAACCCACGCAGGACUUGCUCCCUCACUUGUACUAUCACAUGGGGCUUUCAUACGCACUGGAAGGCCAGAACAUGUCCGCUGUUGAACAUUUCACGAAUGCUUACGAUCACUGCCUGCUUGUGGAAAAGAGCGUCAAAGCAGGAAACAACCAGGAAGACGAGCUUCACGAAGCCAGUAACAAGCAGAGUCAGCUUCAGCAACUUCACGAAGCGCAGCUCAUGUACAUCCACGAGCGUGCCAAAGCCUUGCAACUUGAGCGUUACCACGCCGAAGCCCUCGCCGACUUCUCCUUUGUCAUAAAGAAGCAACCAACCAACGCGCACGCGUACUUCCGUCGUGGUUUCGCUCACAAAGCACUUGGCAAUUUCAAGGCUGCAGCGCACGACCUCCAAACUGCUCGGCUACUCGAUCCAAACAACCUGCAACUUGUCGUCAAUUACAAGGAGCUACGAGAUGUCGAGUGUAUUGUACUCUGUCCUCCAGGCGAGGAGAAGCGCUUCUAA
Messenger RNA from Phytophthora nicotianae INRA-310, 2487 nucleotides. RefSeq lists its product as hypothetical. Gene Ontology annotation, molecular function: protein binding. The transcript is spliced from 4 exons. The coding region runs from base 1 to 2487 and encodes 828 amino acids. The record is from RefSeq and is a predicted model, not a curated record. NCBI's taxonomy places the organism in Eukaryota, Oomycota, Peronosporomycetes, Peronosporales, Peronosporaceae.